GAUUGAUUGAUUGGUUAGCUGUACGUCCCGCAACUGGUCAUUGGUGUUCUGUCCUCCUGUCACCCUCAGGGCGAGCCCAGUGAGUCUACCCCAAGCCCACCUCACUGUGCCACAGAGGUGCCCGAGUCCAAACCGCCUCCAUGGCCUCGGGCCGGGUGCCGGGGAGAGGGCCCCAUCCAGGGAGCCGCUCGGGCCAGAUCCCCUGCCCGGCAUGGAGCUGACUGGGCUGCUCCUCGUGGCCUUGCUUCUCCUGCCCGCGAGAUUGGCAUUCACCAGCUCCGCUCCAGCCUGUGACCCCCGACUUCUGAACAAGCUCCUCCGGGACGCCCGGGCCCUACAAUCCCGGCUGAGUCAGUGCCCAGACCUCAGCCCGCUCCCCCUGCCCGUUCUGCUUCCUGCUGUGGACUUCAGCCUCCGGGAAUGGAAAGCCAAGACAGAGCAGAUCAAGGGACAGGAGGUCCUGGGGGCAGUAGCCCUACUGAUGGAGGGAGUCGGGGCAGCCCAGGGACAACUGGAGACCAACUGCCUCUCCCGCUUGCUCGGGCAGCUUUCCGGACAAGCCCGCCUCCUCUUCGGGGCCCUGCAGGGUCUUCUUGGAGCCCAGCCUCUCCCCCAGGACCGGGUGACGGCUCACAGGGACCCCGACGCCAUCUUCCAGAACUUCUGGCAGCUGCUGGUGGGAAAGGUGCGUUUCCUGCUGCACGGACCCACUCUCUGUGCCAGGCGGGGCCACCCGGUCCCCAGCCCCGCAAACGGACUCCUCAGACCUUCGGCCGGGAGAUCCGGCAGAGGACCGCCGGACAGAACCCCCGGACCUCGGGCCACAACACCGGGCCUGGCGGACCCAGCCUCCGGGCUCCCGGGCCGAGCGUCCGCACUCUUGAAUGUGACUUCCGGGCCUGUGGGGCCAGCUUCCGGACCCCUCCCGAACAUGACUUUCGGGCCCUCGGAGCGAGCCCCGGGACCCCCACCUGUGACUCCCCCACUUCGGGACAACGCCACUGGAUUCUCAGGCAGAACUCCUGGAUCCUUGCCCAGUCUCCCCAGCAACACAGAUGGUUUUCCCAGACUCUCAUACCAAGCCUCCGGGUCCCCCACUCCUCUGACUGGACUUCCCGCUCCCUCUCCGAACCCGACCGUCCCUAUGCCCAGCUCCUCCACCCCCCUGGCUUCUCCCUCAGCCACCACUCCCGGCUCCUUCUAACCCUCUCCCAACUACUGGUCUCCUCCUCGGGGUAAGCCUCGUGGAGGCGGGGAGGAGGGGAGGGCCGGGCCUGCAUCGCGGCUCUCCCGCUCUCCUCCACCCCCCGGGAGCCCAAGAAGUCCUGCCCAUCCCCACCGAUCGUGAUCCCCCGGGGGCAUCAUGCUGUACACCACAGAACAGCUACAGGUCCCUAUUCCGGACCCUCCAAGCGCCCCCUGAUGAUCCCCCUCAUCUCAGGGGAAACGACAGGGCAGAGGGACAAUGAAACAUUUUUCAUUCUAUUCUAAUUCCCAGAUGCUAUUUUUCUAAAAAAACACCCCACAAAA
Molecule: messenger RNA, 1530 nt
Organism: Ornithorhynchus anatinus (platypus)
Lineage: Eukaryota; Metazoa; Chordata; Mammalia; Monotremata; Ornithorhynchidae
Gene: THPO
Product: thrombopoietin
Exons: 5
Coding region: 212-1204 (330 amino acids)
Biological process (GO): cell population proliferation; positive regulation of hematopoietic stem cell proliferation; positive regulation of ERK1 and ERK2 cascade
Cellular component (GO): extracellular region
Molecular function (GO): hormone activity; cytokine activity
Source: RefSeq, a predicted model, not a curated record